This is a messenger RNA of Ornithodoros turicata, 2438 nucleotides long. RefSeq names its product integrator complex subunit 3 homolog. The record is from RefSeq and is a predicted model, not a curated record. NCBI's taxonomy places the organism in Eukaryota, Metazoa, Arthropoda, Arachnida, Ixodida, Argasidae. Bases 95 to 2338 code for a protein of 747 amino acids. The transcript is spliced from 6 exons.
CGUGUAGUAGCGGUCGAGACACCGGCUCAUGUCCUUCCUUCCAUGUUGUCUCGAAUAGCUUACGUUCAUUGUUCGCAAGCCAUAAGGGUCCGUGAUGGUUCUUGAACGUGACAGUGAGUCCUCGGACAGCAGCGGAGAUGCGGACAGUGCACCUAAAGGAAACAACAAGAAGAAGCCGGGAAAGAAGACAGCUUUGUCCACCCGCAUCAAUAUUCUUACUGAUACUGGCGGUACCAAGUAUGACCUCAAUAACAGUAGGCUGCGAAAAACUGGUGACAAGACAACACUUGAACAACACCAUCCUACACAAAAUGUCCGUCAGCAAGAACCGGUGGUCAAUCUUGGUGGGUACCCCUACGCCCUUGUGCCAUCUGUAAACUACCCUGGUGCGUCACCUCCUCCUGUCCUCCUGUCACUCCCGCCACAAGAUGACGUAGAACAACAAGAUGUUUUGUUUGUUCCUGUAACGCAGGACAUUGCCGACAUGCUUUCACGUACCCGUGAGGACCGCAUGGGCCAACUGAUCUGCGAAAUCCUGGAAAGGCAAAUCGAGCAGCAGGAGAAGCAACUGCUGGCUGCGCGUCUGCGUCAGCUGCAGCCGACAGAGCUACAACCUCCCGCAUCAGUUUCGAUAAAUAUAAGUCGUCCACCGUUGUCGCACGAAGCGGGACAGUCAUCACCGCAGCAGACAAUUCAAGCGACGCAUGUUGGGACACCAGUACGGGUACAAAUUGGUCAGCAAGGACAGGAACACACGUUCCAGCAAACACUGCAACCUCCACAACAGCAGGUCACGUUUUCCGUGCGACCGCAGGAAAACGUUACGAUAGCUGGAGAGAGAACCACGCCAGUGACCAUAGAGCCACUGCAUCCAACCCAAGAGGUAGCGGGCCAAGUGGUUGCGUAUGAAACAGUGCAUCAACCCGUGUUCCAACCAAUUAGUCACCCAAUGCUGCAACAACCGGGACCACCAUUUCAGGAGUUUUUGCCGCAACCAUAUUUCCAGCCAGUGGGACAAAUGCUUUCUCAGCCCAUGAGCGAACCAUGUAUUCAAAGCGUUGGCCAACAGGCGUCGCAGUAUAUUUACGAACCGAUGAACCCAUGCGUCGUGCAACCGGCGCAGCAGUUUAUGAAUCAGUCCUUCGCCCAACAACAAAUGACAGGACUGACGUUUCAGCCUAUGGGUCAGGGGAUGCUAGUCGACAGAAUGCCGAUAGGUCCACAUCAGAUGCAAGAAGCUCCCCAGAUCGGUCAACAAAUGUCGCUGCAAGUAAAUAAUGAAGCCUUGCCUAUGUAUUCUCUGGCUCAAUGGCAAAUUACCCAGCCAGCAGGUCAGCAGCCAAAUAUGAAUAUAAGCCAGGAUCCUUUCUACAUCGGAGCAGGAAUGCAGGAGCAGCUGUUCCUUGGCUACCCGGUAGAACCGAAGAAAAAGAAGUCGAAAAAGGAAAAGUCGAAAGCCGAGAGUAAAAAGUCACCAACAGUGUCGCCCCUCACUGUAAGAUGUGUUCAAGAAGAUGUUAACGUUCCCGCACAGCCAGAUGACCAGCAUAUCAAGGGCCGUCGAGUAAGUCAGGCUCCCGUACAGCAAAACGACAAUGACAUGCUAUGUCAUGCCUGUAAACGUGCCAGUAUUCAGGUUUCUGGCCCUCAACAAAAAGACAUUGGCAUGCACGGCAGGACGACGAUCUCGGCAAUGGAUCGUACGACAGAGCAACCGCGACGAACUAGCCAGGCGAACGUAAAUCAGGUCAAUGACAUCGACAAUCAAGCACAAGCACAGAACAUUGGAUUGUAUGGUGGCGUAUUGCGUGAGCAGAACGGGCAGCAGGGUGCCAAGAUUGGUGCUGCCCUUGGUCAGGUUGGUCCUGGUGCUCAGUGUCCGGCCACUUCGUAUCAAAGGCCCCCUUACCUGGGUUCACCGCCGAUAUUGCCGCCAGUUGCACCACAAGAUCAACCGCUAUCUGGUCCAUCUCCACAAACGCAGCCCGGACCUCCUCCUCAACCAGUUCCUCUUUCGCCAAACAUAAAUGAGGAUGCGGCAAAGGACAACGCGCCAGGCGACAACCGCUGUAUCUACCCUGCUUGGGUGCUCAUCAGCGCCGCCGUCAUCGUCCUGAUUUUCGCCACCGUCGUAUACAUUGUUUUUUAUGGUGGAAGGUCACAUGGUAAGAGAAGGGAUCUGCUUGAAGAGACAUGCUUGAUAUGCUUGUCUACGGAGGUAGUGCAACCAGGUUCUACUCUUCGGACAGAUCAACGCCUCUGGAGGCACCACCACCACGAGAAGCGAACUCGAAGGCUCCGGGAGAAGAGCACACCUCAGCACAUUUGGAACUGGUGACGACGCUGCAAGAAAAAGGCACGUCAUUCCAACUUUCCAAGUGCCUUGCAAAUUUGAUACUGCGAUACUUUAUUGAAAUAUUAAGAAAAAGCACUUGGUA